Molecule: messenger RNA, 2658 nt
Organism: Microthlaspi erraticum
Lineage: Eukaryota; Viridiplantae; Streptophyta; Magnoliopsida; Brassicales; Brassicaceae
Source: the annotation of a GenBank genome assembly
AUGGCGCAACCACUCGUGAAGAAAGACGACGAUCAUGACGAUGAGCUGGAGGAUUCUCCGUUCCUGGGAAUUGAGAAGGGAGCUGUGCUUCAGGAAGCUAGAGUCUUCAAUGACCCUCACCUUGAUCCUAGAAGGUGCUCGCAGGUCAUCACGAAACUUCUUUAUCUGCUUAACCAAGGAGAGUCAUUCACCAAGGUUGAAGCAACAGAAGUUUUCUUUUCCGUUACAAAGCUUUUCCAAUCAAAAGACACUGGUUUGAGGAGAAUGGUCUACUUGAUUAUUAAGGAGUUAUCUCCAUCAUCGGACGAGGUUAUUAUUGUAACAAGCUCCCUGAUGAAGGACAUGAACAGCAAGAUUGAUAUGUAUCGUGCAAAUGCUAUCCGUGUUCUAUGCCGAAUCAUAGAUGGAACCCUUCUCACACAAAUUGAGCGGUACUUGAAACAAGCUAUUGUUGAUAAGAACCCUGUAAUUUCAAGUGCAGCAUUAGUCAGUGGACUUCACAUGCUAAAGACAAACCCAGAAAUUGUAAAAAGAUGGAGCAAUGAGGUUCAAGAAGCUGUCCAGUCCAGAGCAGCCCUUGUUCAGUUUCAUGCCUUGGCUUUGCUUCAUCAGAUACGCCAAAAUGACCGCUUGGCUGUCAGCAAGUUGGUUGGUACCUUGACCAGGGGAGCUGUCCGCUCUCCAUUGGCGCAAUGUCUCUUGAUACGAUACACCAGUCAGAUAAUCCGGGACAUGGGCAACCAAGGCCAGUCUGGGGAACGUCCAUUCUAUGAUUUUCUGGAGAGUUGUCUUCGCCAUAAGGCAGAAAUGGUGAUCCUGGAGGCUGCCAGGGCUAUUACUGAACUUGAUGGUGUGACAAGCCGAGAAUUGACUCCAGCAAUUACUGUGCUCCAGCUCUUCUUGAGUUCCCCUAAACCAGUGCUGAGAUUUGCAGCUGUCCGGACUCUGAACAAGGUUGCAAUGACUCAUCCCAUGGCUGUCACCAACUGCAACAUUGAUAUGGAGAGUUUAAUUUCUGAUCAGAAUAGAAGUAUUGCUACACUUGCUAUCACCACACUCCUGAAAACAGGGAAUGAAUCUAGUGUGGAACGAUUGAUGAAGCAGAUAACUAAUUUCAUGUCUGAUAUCGCCGAUGAGUUCAAAAUUGUGGUCGUGGAAGCCAUAAGAUCAUUGUGUUUGAAAUUUCCACUGAAGUAUAGAUCAUUGAUGAACUUCUUAAGCAACAUUCUUAGGGAAGAAGGUGGAUUCGAGUAUAAAAGGGCAAUUGUAGAUUCUAUUGUAACCAUUAUCAGAGAUAUUCCAGAUGCAAAGGAAAAUGGAUUGCUCCAUCUUUGCGAGUUCAUUGAAGAUUGUGAAUUCACAUACCUUUCAACACAGAUCCUUCAUUUCCUGGGAAUUGAAGGGCCGAACACCUCAGAUCCUAGUAAGUAUAUCCGGUAUAUAUACAACCGUGUGCAUUUGGAGAAUGCAACUGUUCGAGCUGCUGCUGUUUGCACUCUUGCAAAGUUUGGGUUUAUGGUUGAAGCUUUAAAGCCCCGGAUUACUGUCUUGCUGAAGCGCUGCAUCUAUGACAGUGAUGACGAGGUUCGUGAUAGAGCAACACUCUAUUUGAGUAUACUUGGCAGUGACGGCCUUGACACUGACAAAGAUAGCAGAGAGUUUUUAUUUGGCUCCCUGGAGGCCCCUCUUGUCAACAUGGAGACAAGUCUGAAAAACUAUGAGCCCUCUGAAGAAGCUUUUGAUGUUGACUCUGUGCCUAAGGAAGUCAAAUCGCAACCACUUGCAGAGAAGAAAGCCAAGGGUAAAAAGCCCACUGGUCUCGGUGCUCCACCACCUGCACCUGUUUCUGGUUUUGAUGCAUACGAAAGACUUCUUUCAUCUAUUCCAGAGUUUGCUUCCUUUGGCAAACUUUUCAAGUCUUCUUCACCUGUGGAGCUAACUGAAGCAGAAACGGAAUACGCAGUCAAUGUUGUAAAGCAUAUAUACGAUAACCACGUUGUCUUUCAGUAUAACUGCACAAACACAGUACCAGAGCAAUUAUUGGAGAGGGUCAAUGUCGUUGUCGAUGCUUCAGAAGCAGAGGAGUUCAGCGAAUUAUGUUCAAAGCCACUAAACUCGCUCCCUUACGAUUCCCCUGGUCAAGCCUUUGUGGCGUUUGAGAAGCCUGAAGGAGUUCCCGCUGUUGGAAAGUUCUCAAACACAUUGACUUUCGUUGUUAAGGAGGUUGACCAAAACACUGGUGAAGCAGAGGACGAUGGUCAGGAAGACGAAUACCAGCUCGAGGACCUUGAGGUUGUCCCUGCCGACUACAUGGCAAACUUCGGCGUCUCCAAUUUCAGAAACGCUUGGGAAAACAUGGACCCCGAAAACGAGCUUGUAGAUGAGUAUGGUCUUGGCCAAAGAGACAGCUUAGCCGAAGCUGUGAAAGCUGUAACCGAUGUUCUCGGCAUGCAGUCAUGCGAGGGGACGGAGACGGUUGCGAACAAGGCAAGGUCACACACGUGUUUACUAUCGGGUUUGUACAUAGGGAACGUGAAAGUGUUGGUCAAGGCUCAGUUUGGAAUGGAUAGCACAAGGGCGAUUGUUAUGAAACUGACGGUUAGAGCCGAGGAUCAAUCUGUCAGUGAAGCCAUUCACGCCGUUGUUGCUUCCGGCUAA